UGCACACAGUGUGUCUGGGAGAGAGUGACCCACUUGUCUCGGGGAGAUGUGUGCCAUCAAGUGCUCUUUUAGUCAGUCAGUAGCCGAUUGUCGUUAACAGCAUUCAUAUAGGUACGUGCGAGCCGAAGAACACGUCCGUUUCUUGUUCUUUUCUCCGUGUGUUGCAGAAGCGCGAACUGUGUUCAUUUGAAAAUUGUUAACUUUCGGAUGUUAGUAGGUUUAUGUGAACCCGUUUGAGAUUUUACAAGGGGGAGUUUUGGAUGUUCUGAUCUUUGGUUUUUUUGGUAUGCAACGAAAGUUCUUGUCUACUGGAGGAGAGAAGGCUACAUGCAGAAAUUGAAUAAAGAAUUAUCAAUCUCUAUUCAAGGAUCCAGUAUGCUCUGGAUGGCUGUCCUAGGAACGGCAAUAAUGUGGCUUUCUAUUCCCUCAACCCAUUCUUCACGUAGAGGAGCUGCCUACCAGAUUCAACCAAAGCCCUGUUGGGUGGAUGGCAUUGAAGGAACCUGUAUGUUCGUUUACGAAUGCAUCAAAUCCGAGGGCACGCACAUCGGUAUGUGCGUAGACACAUUCAUGUUCGGCUCGUGCUGUGCCCACAAUGCUACCGUCAAUGCAAUAUCCAUCGACAGGAAUCAACCUGCUGUUCUUUACACCAGUUCUAGUCAACCGAAGCCAACGACAAAGAGGCCAACCCCAACAUCAAAACCUAUCUCGCAUUCUAUAGGUAUAUCAAACCAGAAACAUACCUCCUCGCUCAAUAGAACAUUACAAAUGGGUAUGAGCCUUAAACCACAUCCCCUUUCCAAAAAACCUACCACACCUCCACGUAAUAGUUUGGAACCUACCAGUGAAGACACUUUGGAUGUGGCCAAUAGUAAAAAUCAAAAUAGUUACACGAAAUUAGGAUGGCAAUCGACUACUGAACCUGGUUUCAUAACUUCAAUUCAUCAUAACUCCAUCAGUUCAGAACCCGUUUCUGGAAUACAUUGGCCUCAAACAACCGAACCAAGCUACGUAAGGACAAAAUUCAAACCGAACAUGAACAAAAUGAAAUCGACCAAGAAACCCACUUAUAACAAAGUGACCAAUAAAUAUGGGUUCAAACCUACUAAGGGUUCCACUACUACAAAAAGGCCACCGUCUUCUACGAAACCUCCAACCAUACCUACUUCUGGAAAAACAGAAAAAAUACCUACCUCUACUAAUGCGAAUCAUAUAGGAGGAGGAACUCAUAAAAAAAUUGGUUGUGGCGUCUCAAAAAUGCCAUCCCAACCACACUCCAGAAUAGUAGGCGGUAAGAAUGCACCUUUCGGUAGAUGGCCGUGGCAAGUGUCGGUUCGACGGACAUCAUUCUUCGGUUUCUCCAGCACUCACCGAUGCGGUGGAGCCAUCUUGAACGAGAAUUGGAUAGCUACAGCUGGACAUUGUGUUGAUGACCUUCUGACAUCCCAGAUUCGAAUACGAGUAGGAGAAUACGACUUUUCGAGUGUUCAGGAAGAGUUACCAUAUGUUGAAAGAGCUGUCACCAAGAAGGUUGUCCAUCCCAAAUACAACAUAUUCACUUACGAAUACGAUUUGGCGUUGGUACAAUUGGAUGCUCCUUUGGAAUUCUUGCCUCAUAUAGCUCCAAUAUGUCUUCCUGCCUCAGAUGAUCUGCUGAUUGGAGAAAAUGCUACUGUGACUGGUUGGGGAAGACUCAGCGAAGGAGGAACGUUGCCAUCUGUUCUUCAGGAGGUCCAAGUCCCAAUUGUGAGCAACGAUAGAUGCAAGUCCAUGUUCUUGAGAGCCGGUCGACACGAAUUCAUCCCAGAUAUUUUCUUAUGCGCUGGUCAUGAGAAAGGUGGCCAGGACUCUUGUCAAGGAGACUCCGGAGGUCCUUUGCAGGUCAAAGGAAAGGAUGGCAGAUACUUCCUUGCCGGAAUCAUAUCCUGGGGAAUUGGGUGCGCAGAAGCAAAUCUACCGGGGGUUUGCACUAGGAUAUCGAAAUUUGUCCCUUGGAUACUAAAAAACGUGACAUAGUAUUGAAAAAAUCCCUUUAGGAAGUUACUGAAUAUAUUUAAAAAAGCGUUGUGGCACCAGGUCAACUAAGGCCAUGCAAAGGCCAGAAACAACCAAAGUAUUGGAUAUUGUUAAUGGUGAAUUGAGUAUUAUUGCAGUUCCACUAUAUGAGAAAUAUUUUCUCCGGGAGAUGCAAUUCAGUUGUAGUAUCUAUCUACGGACUGAAAAAUAUGGAAACAAGAAUUGUUCACAAUUUUUGGAAUCAGAACUAUGACAUGAGUUUAGACAAAAACUAUUAUUUAUUGCUAUCAAAUAAUUACAAAUACCAAGCAGAGUGCUAAAUUUCCAUGAAGAUUUUGGCGUUUUAAGCCGAGAAUCCAGACAAAAUAUUCAAAUAUUUUUUCAGUCAGAAUUGAGGAAUCAUUUUUUGUUUAGGUAUAUUCAUUCCGAAUUUUCAUUCUAUUCUACUAUUUAAAAUUGGCAAAUGUGAUAAUUCAUUACCUACAAUCAAUUUUCAUUAUCAUUCGAAUCAAUUAUAAUCCAAAUGAAAUGAAAAAAAAAUGCCAAGGAAAAUAAUUAUUGAAGAAAUAAGAUAAUGUGCAAGUUUUUCUGUCAAAUUUUCAGAAAAAAAUUCAUUAUAAUUUGUGGGUAACGGUAGUACCUGAUAUACUCCUGAGUUUCACCAUUACGAUCGAAAAUGUGACAUUAAUGACAUGACCUUUUUUGGUCCAAUCAAAUCGAACGUACUGACAGAAUCUAAACUUAAAAUGAAUAGAGGCCUUGAAAGUAAGUUAAUAAAAUGAAGUUUAAAUGAAAGGAAAUAAAAAAAAAGUGGUAUAUUUCGGGAAAUUUUUUUUAAAUUUCAAUUAAAUCAACUUUUUGUUCUAAUUAGGUACUACUGACGUGUGUUAACCAUAUGACAUGCCUAUCUUCGAAGGUGAUUGUUUUUCACAUACCUUAUUUUCACUUUUUUUUUGAUUUGAUAAUCCAAUGAAAAUAUGAUUCACUAUAUUUAUCAAUUGUUUUUAGAACCUUAUUAUUUAUUUUCAAAUGAAAAAUAUUUUGCGUUGUUGAUAAGAAAUCGAAUAUUCUUAUGACGAUAUCUACUAAUAUCGAUAUCUAGAAGUAAUCGAAUGUAUCUGAUAAUUUCCUUUUUCCUGAUCAAAGUGUUGGUCAAUGAUAUUAUAGUUUAUUCGUUAUAUAAGUAUUUAGAUAAGAAUUGUACAUAUGAGAUGUAUAUUUGUAUAUUAAAUUUAUAUUAUAUAUGAUGCAUCAAGCAUGUAUAUCCAAAGAUGAAAUAAAAGUUUUGUAUAACUUGUAA
Harmonia axyridis is the source of this 3316-nucleotide messenger RNA. It is a transcript of the gene Sb, whose product is annotated as serine proteinase stubble. Gene Ontology annotation, molecular function: serine-type endopeptidase activity. The coding region runs from base 328 to 2016 and encodes 562 amino acids. Gene Ontology annotation, biological process: proteolysis. The record is from RefSeq and is a predicted model, not a curated record. The transcript is spliced from 11 exons. Lineage: Eukaryota; Metazoa; Arthropoda; Insecta; Coleoptera; Coccinellidae.